Molecule: messenger RNA, 636 nt
Organism: Gilbertella persicaria
Lineage: Eukaryota; Fungi; Mucoromycota; Mucoromycetes; Mucorales; Choanephoraceae
Exons: 2
Coding region: 272-532 (86 amino acids)
Biological process (GO): regulation of transcription by RNA polymerase II
Cellular component (GO): mediator complex
Molecular function (GO): transcription coregulator activity
Source: RefSeq, a predicted model, not a curated record
CACAAUAACCAGUCAUUUUGAUAUUGCUUCUCUAACAAUUGAUUUCCCUUUACAGAUAAAUGUCUAAAUGUAAACUCUCAUUCAUCCAAAAAGCUAAUUCUUUUUCUGUCUAAUUUUCAUUUUUAUUUCGUCCAAAAUAGGCAAGAAGAGCAUCUGAAAAUUAAUUUUGAUUCGUCCAGAAAAAAACUAGCAUCGUCUGAAUUGAAGUGUAAAAACAGUAUUUAAGACUCUUUUUCUCUCUUUUUUUUUAUAUAUAUAUACCUUUUAUUUUAUGGAAUCACCACAAAAAGAAACUUUAACUUCAUUAUUUAAGAAAUCAGACUUUUCUUUUAUUCAAGAGUUCAACCAGAUUGUGGAUCUCUUAUUAAACGGAAACAAUGCUGAUGCUGUUGGCAAGUCUGUGACUCAAUUAGAAGAAAAGUUUGAACAUGCAAAACAAGUGUUGGAAUCACUUCCAGGUCUACAAUACACAAAAGAACAACAAGAAAACAUACUUGCAGAAGAAACGAAAUCUUACAAACAAUGUCAAUAAAAUUCACAAGGCUAUCAUGCAAAUGUCAUCGUCCGGGCAAAUAUCCGGAAAAUGACCUGUAUUUAUUUGUCCGAGGAAUACUAUGUCGAUUGAUUGUUUUUUUU